CCGUCGAAUCACCGAGCCGGCCCCCACGGCCCCCAACAACCCACAAGCCCCGCACGCAAGCCCCCAAAUCAGCAAAGCAGCGCCCGGAUGGUGGAGAUCCCGGUGAUCGACCUGCGGCUCGCCGGCGCGGCGCCGGAGGAGUCGGCGCGGCUGCGGGACGCGUGCGAGCGCCUGGGCUGCUUCCGCGUGUUCGGCCACGGCGUGCCCGCCGCGCUCCAGGCCGACAUGAAGGCCGCCCUGCGCGCGCUCUUCGACCUCCCCGACGACGCCAAGCGCCGCAACACGGAGAUCAUCGCUGGCAGCGGCUAUGUCCCGCCCAGCGCCGCCAACCCGCUCUACGAGGCCUUCGGUCUCUGGGACGCCGCCGUCCCCGCCGACGUCGACGCCUUCUGCGCCCGCCUCGACGCGCCGCCCCACGCAAGGGAGGCCGUGAAGAGCUACGCGGAGAAGAUGCACGAGCUCAUCGUGGACGUGGCCGGCAAGGUGGCCGCGAGCCUCGGGCUGGAGGGCCACCCGUUCCAGGACUGGCCGUGCCAGUUCCGUAUGAACAGGUACAACUACACGGAGGACACCGUGGGCUCCUCGGGCGUGCAGAUCCACACGGACUCCGGCUUCCUCACCGUGCUCCAGGAGGACGACUGCGUCGGCGGGCUCGAGGUGCUGGACCCUGCCGCCGGCGAGUUCGUCCCCGUCGACCCCUUCCCCGGCUCGUUCCUCGUCAACAUCGGCGACGUCGGCACGGCAUGGAGCAACGGGAGGCUGCACAGCGUGAAGCACCGGGUGCAGUGCGUGGCGGCGGUGCCGCGCAUCUCGAUCGCCAUGUUCCUGCUCGCGCCCAAGGACGACAGGGUGUGCACGCCGGAGGCGUUCGUGGACGCGGACCACCCUCGCCGGUACAGGGCGUUUAACUACGACGAGUACAGGAAGCUCCGGCUGUCCACCGGCGAGCGCGCCGGCGAGGCGCUCGCGCGUAUGGCGGCGUGACUUGGCCACAGGGUUUGUUUAUCUGGGCAAGGCGCUCGAGACUAUAACUGAGAUGUUGAGCUGUUGUUUACUGCUGAAUCCUCCCAGUAAAGCUGCCAAUUGUCAUUGGUUUCAAUCAAUAAAAUCUUGUGCUACGACUUGCAAAAAUGCAAAUUGACAAAUUGUGGUCA
Brachypodium distachyon (stiff brome) is the source of this 1154-nucleotide messenger RNA. RefSeq names its product 2-oxoglutarate-dependent dioxygenase DAO. Gene Ontology annotation, molecular function: dioxygenase activity; indole-3-acetaldehyde oxidase activity. The transcript has 3 exons. The record is from RefSeq and is a predicted model, not a curated record. Lineage: Eukaryota; Viridiplantae; Streptophyta; Magnoliopsida; Poales; Poaceae. Gene Ontology annotation, biological process: auxin catabolic process. Bases 88 to 984 code for a protein of 298 amino acids.